UAAUGUACAGCUUCUCUCAGGGAAAUGGUGUAGCGACCGCUUUAAAUGCAUGACUCCGUUUUUUCACCACCAGUCAGAUGAUCACUGAUCUUUAAAAAGCGCAUCUCCUCUGCCGCUCGCGCACAAAAACAGUCUGGUGUCGUGGCGUCGUGUUUGCAGGUUUCUCUGAUGUAAUACGACCCUUUGCUUCUCCAACAUCUCAGUGAGCUGAAAGGAAACCGAAAGCAUUCAUCUUCAUCUAGACUGCAGUCUGCAACACCAUGGAUAAGAAACCACAGCUGGGGGACUUGAUAGAAAUCUAUCGUGGGACAUACCAGCACUGGGGCAUUUAUGUUGGAAAUGGAUACAUCAUUCACUUGGCACCACCCUCUGAGCACGCCCAAGCCGGUGCCUAUAGCAUGAUGUCUGUGCUGUGCGAUAAGGCAUUGGUGAAGAAGGAGCUGCUCGAGGUUGUGGCUGGUGACGACAAGUACAUCAUUAACAACCUACUGGAUGACGAAUAUGAACCACGUCCUGUUUAUGACAUCCUCCAGGAAGCAAAAAGCCUUCUGGGAGAGCAGCAGAACUACUGCGUGUUCAGGGACAAUUGCGAGCACUUUGUAACAAAUUUAAGAUACGGGAAGCCAGAAUCUCGGCAGGUGCGGAGAGCUGUGAACAUUGGGAUAGGCCUGGGUGUAGCCACAUUAGUUGUUGCAGGAGCUGCCGCAUUUAUUUCUAGCUUGGGCAACAAAGAGAAGAAGCGUACCCAAUGAAACACCAGCAGGUCUACAGGAUUGACUGAAAAUCCCUAUGCAUUGAUUUAUUCCAUAUCAAUCUACUGUGCAUUUUUAUAUAUUUUUUCUUGAUGACUGCUACUCCAUAAAAACUAUUUAAGCCAAAAUCAAUUAUACUAUAUUAUGCAAAAAUAAUUAUUAAAAUCCCUUUAAAGGAAAAAUAUAAGAUAUGGUAUAAAACAACUAAAACUGGCACCAUAAUUUAACAGUGUGACGUGUGGCCAAAGCUUUAUUAACCUGUAAGAAAUGUGUCCACCAUUAGAAGUAUAGAAACCUUUUUUUAACAACUGUCAUGAUUAACUUUACAUUCAGUUGCAACUAACAUACAAUGUGUAUUUGUGCUCGGUCUAAAUAAAGUAUAUGUUUAAUUAUA
This is a messenger RNA of Silurus meridionalis, 1146 nucleotides long. Its product is annotated as phospholipase A and acyltransferase 3-like. Gene Ontology annotation, molecular function: A2-type glycerophospholipase activity; glycerophospholipid phospholipase A1 activity. Gene Ontology annotation, cellular component: cytoplasm. The record is from RefSeq and is a predicted model, not a curated record. The transcript is spliced from 5 exons. Bases 261 to 752 code for a protein of 163 amino acids. NCBI's taxonomy places the organism in Eukaryota, Metazoa, Chordata, Actinopteri, Siluriformes, Siluridae. Gene Ontology annotation, biological process: N-acylphosphatidylethanolamine metabolic process.